CUAGAGUGAAAAUUUUAUGGCCAGAGAUAGAUUGCCUGUACAAUUUGGUAAAGAGGCAUAAUUUUGGACCCAAUCGGAAAUAAAUAAUACGAAUACUCACACGAAUAGUAUAAUUAAGGCAUACAUAUUUGAAAUUUGACAAUGAAAAGCAAUCGUUGAAUUUUGGAAAUAUCUUAGCCCAUGCUGUUAUUGUUUCUAUAUCCUCACGAUCAAUCACCGUUUUUAUAGAUUCAAGGUGAAAAAUUUACAAAUUUAAUAAUCGGAAUUCCCCUCUUGACAUCUUAUCUGUUUCGGCAAUUGGUUCUAUCCUUUGGUCACGUUUUGCAGGUAAUCUGUAUUCAUAUAGAUAUUUAUUGGUGAAAACAUUUGAAACAUGGAUCCAGAGCAGACGUUUAUACGGGUUCAAGAGCGUUUCUCAGAGAUGCUAUCGCCCAAAAUCAGAGUCACGCUUGAGUAUUUAUUUCUUUUCUUGGCCAUCACCCUCUUCUGUAUUCUCGUUGUUAUGCACGCCAAUUAUGUUCAACAGCCUGGUUGUUCGAGUGAGCUUUCUGAAGCGGAAAUGUCUGAGGCCCAGCUUAUUCAGAUCAAGAUUACUAGCGCUGGCUUGUGGUCACAAAAUGAUCCCCGGUAUGAUGCAACAGAUGCUCAUAAAAGAGAAGCUGGAAAUGCAAUUUCAAAGGCAACAAAUAAGGAUGGAGAUGGAUUACCUCUUUUUGGGAAAAAAUCGUGGUUGACUUGGAUAUCUUCUGGUGCAAGGAGGUGGAAAUCUCCAUUAAAAUUCUCUAGCACUGAAAAUGAUGUUCUGGAAUCUCAAGAAGAGGCUUGUGUCAGUAGUGAAAGCUGUAAGGCAGCAGCUGAUGUUGUGGUGUUGAAAACCAAUAAAGAUGGAUCGCGUGGCAGGUUCUUUAUCUCACCCAAGGAGUCACUCAAGGCAGCAAUAGUUCAUAUUUUUAGAAAGUGGCAUGGGCGUAUAUUUUUCAUUUGGAGAUUGGCAAAACGAAUUCUUGGGGGAUUAUGGGAUAUUGCUGGAAUUAAUUUGAAUUUUGAUAUUCCCAAGUGGAUAAAGAUUUUGCAUUUGGACAGGCUGAACUCCUAUGCCGGUAAAUUUUUUAUCCUCUUACAAUAUUCUCUUUGUAGGUGGCAGCAGCUGCUGAUAAACAGGCUCGUAGGGUACGAUACUAUUCUGAUGAAUAGUUUGUUGAAUUCUCCUGGUCAAGGUUAUCUUUAUAACUACCAAACAAAGGAGUUCUACAAUCUUACUUAUGCUCACGAGCAACCUGAAAGUUAUGCAAAAUUUGGAGACUAUCUUGUGACCAAGUGUGGUGUGCUGAUGAUGUCACUUUUUGUUUUCUUCACAACCACGAUGUCAGUUUCAUUUACAUUGAGAGAGACACAAACUCGUAUGCUAAAGUUUACAGUGCAGCUCCAGCAUCAUGCUCGGCAUAGGCUUCCAACAUUUCAAUUGAUCUUUGUGCAUGUAAUCGAGUCCCUUGUAUUCGUACCGAUUAUGAUUGGCAUCCUGUUUUUCCUCUUCGAGUUUUAUGACGAUCAGUUAUUGGCUUUCAUGGUUUUAAUUCUUGUCUGGCUCUGCGAGUUGUUCACACUCAGCAGUGUUCGCACGCCAAUAUCUAUGAAGUUCUUUCCCCGCUUCUUUCUUCUCUACUUUCUGGUGUUUCACAUAUAUUUCUUUUCGUAUACUCAUGGUUUUUCUUAUUUAGCUCUCUCUGCUGCUGCAGCAUUUAUGCAGCACCUUAUCCUCUAUUUUUGGAACCGUUUUGAGGUCCCGGCUCUGCAGAGGUUUAUGCAAAAUCGAAGGUCACAUUUUCAGCAACAUCCUGACUUUCACAUUACCUCCUCAACUAUUCUCGCCUCAACAUUACACAUUACAAGAUUAAAUACGAGAAACCCUGGGCUUCUUAACACAGAUUUGGCUUCAGGACCUGCAAUUCGAACUGGAACCAAUACAGGAAUGCCAAGAAAUGGUGCAACUGCAUUCCCUGGUCCUCAAGAACAACCUAGUAACGACAAUCCAGAGAGGUUAGGGAAUCCUCUUGAAAUUGGGGGACAGCCUGCCCUCCGUCAGCCAGAGAAUGGGAGCAACCCAGGGGCUAUGAACUCGUUUAGUUCCCUGUUACUAUGGAUCCUGGGGGGAGCUUCUUCAGAAAGUCUCAACUCAUUUCUGUCAAUGUUUAGAGAUCUUAGAGAGCACGGACAAGUUUACACAGAACCUCCGAGGCAAGAAAAUCGUACAGAACCUCAUGAUGAAUGAUGCAGCAUGAAGUUUGGAUAAAUUAUGUAUUCUGUUUUUUGUAAAUACAACACAGAGCUUAGAAGCUGUAGCUUUUGAAGGCAGAAGGUUUUAAUCUUUACAGGUAAUUGUACUCAUUUUAAACCUUUAUACUGCAGCAAGCGACUCGGAUGAGAAGAAGGAACAUGGGUUCACCUAUUGAGCAGAGAGAAAUCUACCCAUUCCAAGAGUUGUUCACUAUCGUAAUGCCAAUGUACGCUAGAAGUGGAUGGGUAAUUUUGAGUAAAAAACGGUGAACCUUAUAUGGCGUGUAAAUCAGGUGAAUUGAAAUAGAGAAUGCUUCCUGUAAGUCAAUAUAUUGUCAAGUGCACAUCAAUCUUGAUAGUUCAUUGAAAUCCUUAUUUUCUGUAGCUGUUGAUUUGAUUUAUCACUUUGAAUUUGUGCUUGUUUAUCA
Molecule: messenger RNA, 2702 nt
Organism: Olea europaea var. sylvestris
Lineage: Eukaryota; Viridiplantae; Streptophyta; Magnoliopsida; Lamiales; Oleaceae
Exons: 13
Coding region: 374-2269 (631 amino acids)
Biological process (GO): positive regulation of ERAD pathway; response to endoplasmic reticulum stress
Cellular component (GO): endoplasmic reticulum
Source: RefSeq, a predicted model, not a curated record